AUGGAGAAGAGAGUUGCGGUGAUGAUCAUGGUGAUGGUGCUAUGUUGGUGUUGGAGUAAUAGUGGUAGUGCAGAGGAUGUGGUUGAGAAUGCCAACGAGAGAGUGAAUUUGGCGGCGGAAGAUGCAAGGAUCAAGGCGGAAGAGAUGAAGGAUGGUGCUGCAGAAACCAUGCAAGAUGCUAAGGAGACAGGAAAGUCUUGGACUAAUUGGGCUUCUGAAAAGUUCACUGAUGGAUUUGGAUUCAAUCAAGAAAAUCUGAUGGAUAGAGCUGGAGAUGCUGCCUCAAAGACUACAGAUGCUAUGAAUUCUGUUGCAUCCGAAACUUCAAGGUAUGUCUCUCAAAAGGCUGGUGAGGCAGCAGACAUGGCCUACGAGAAGGGAGGUGACAUGAGGGACCUUGCUUCAGAGAAAGCUGAACGAGCCAAGGAAAUGGCUUCCAAUAUUAAAGAUAGCGAUGCCAUGGAAACAAUGGCUGGAGCAAUGGAAUAUGGAAAAGAUAAAAUCGAGGGUGCCUAUGAUGAUGUUAGACAGAAGUGGGACAUUGCUAAAGACAAAGCUUCAGAUGGAGCGAACAUUAUCGAGGAAACAAUGGGCGGAGCAUUAGGAUAUGGGAAAGAUAAAGCAGCAAAUGCGUAUAGUGAUGCUAGCCAGAACAUGAACACAGUCAUGGAUGAGGCUUAUGAUGCUAAAGAAAGAAUGGGGGAAGCAGUGAAUUACGGAAGAAAUAGAGCAGCUGAUGCCUAUAACAAGGUUUCAAACAGUGCCUCAGAUUGGGCUAGUGAUGCCAAAGAGGCUGCAUCAGGAGCAAUGGAGUAUGGAAGAGACCGAGCUGCAGAUGCUUAUGAUGAAGCUAAGAAGCAUACGAAAGCAGAUUUAAACAUGGCUUCAGAGAAGGCAGGUGACGCGAAGGAUGCAAUAUCGGAAGCAAUGUGGUAUGGAAAAGAGAAAGCCACUGAUGCCUAUGAUGUAGCCAAAGAGGAGAUUUCCAAGACUUCAAAUACUGUCUCGGAGAAGGCUAACAAGGCCAAGGAAGCGGCGGCAGGAGCAAUGGGGUACGGAGGAGAUGGUGAGAGAGAUGCUUUUGAUGAAGCUAAAAUUAAGAUUGGGGAGGCAUAUGUGUCAGCCAAGGACUCUAUGACUGAUCAGGCAAAGACCAACUAUGAAGCUGCCAAGGAGAAGCUGUCAAAAGCCACUGGUGAUCUUGGAGAUAAGAUGAGAAAGGAGACUGCUGAACUUUGA
This is a messenger RNA of Dovyalis caffra, 1239 nucleotides long. NCBI's taxonomy places the organism in Eukaryota, Viridiplantae, Streptophyta, Magnoliopsida, Malpighiales, Salicaceae. The record is from the annotation of a GenBank genome assembly.